This is a messenger RNA of Carcharodon carcharias (great white shark), 5542 nucleotides long. It is a transcript of the gene pold1, whose product is annotated as polymerase (DNA directed), delta 1, catalytic subunit. The record is from RefSeq and is a predicted model, not a curated record. Gene Ontology annotation, cellular component: delta DNA polymerase complex. The transcript has 28 exons. Gene Ontology annotation, molecular function: DNA-directed DNA polymerase activity; nucleotide binding; 3'-5'-DNA exonuclease activity. Lineage: Eukaryota; Metazoa; Chordata; Chondrichthyes; Lamniformes; Lamnidae. The coding region runs from base 148 to 3492 and encodes 1114 amino acids. Gene Ontology annotation, biological process: nucleotide-excision repair, DNA gap filling; base-excision repair, gap-filling; DNA-templated DNA replication.
AAUCCUGUGGGCCGUCCUGCCGUUGCUGCGGUAACCGGGGGUGGAGGUUAUCCCCUUGGCGGGAGAUUGAGGGGAGAAGCAGCGCGAGCGAGAGGCUGAGAUAACAGUAACUAAAUAAAUGACUUGGAUGAAGGGAUUGAAGAUAAAAUGCAGGUUGCAAGAGACAAGCCAUUUGGCGGCAGUGGUGAUGGCAAUCGGCCACAGGCGAAGAGGCUCCGUGGAGAUUGGGAUGAUGAGGGACCGUCACAGUUUGAAGAAGAGCUGGCGUAUCUGGAUGAAGUGGAGGCAGAAAUGGCAAUGGAUGCCAAGGAAGUUCAGGCAUCGAAUGAUGUAGUUCCAAUUGGAAACCUGUUUUCUUCCAAGGUUAUGAACAACAAAUGGCAGCGUCCACCAGCACCCAAAAUUGACCCAAAAGUGGAUACAAUCACCUUCCAGCAGAUGGAGCUGGAGCACUACGUGGGAUCCUAUGUUGCUGGAAUGCCUGGGAAUAAACAGGGACCAGUUCCUGUUACCCGAAUGUUUGGAAUUACAAUGGAAGGGAAUAGUGUCUGCUGCCACGUACAUGGAUUCAUGCCCUACUUCUAUGUAAAGGCACCACCUGGUUUUGGUUCAGAACACCUCCAUGAUUUUCAGCGGGAGCUGAACGCAGUUGUGAUUAAGGACAUGAGAUCAAAUAGGGACAACAUUUCACAAGUGGUUCUGGCAGUUGAUAUUUGUCUGAAGGAGAAUAUGUAUGGCUAUGGAGGAAACACUAAGAUGCCGUUUCUGAAGAUUACAAUGGCGCUACCUCGUUUAAUUGCCCCUGCGAAACGCUUGCUAGAACAAGGAUUCCGCUUUGGUUCAACCCCAAUGUGUAACUAUCAGUCAUAUGAGGCCAACAUAGACUUUGAAAUCAGAUUCAUGGUGGACAGUGAUGUUGUUGGCUGUAACUGGAUAGAAUUACCUGCUGGAAAGUACUUGUUAAGGGAAGAACAGACGCCAGGAAACUCUACUACAACAAGGGACAAUCCCAGAAAGGUGACUUUGGCACAGAUUGAGGUGGACGUCGCCUGGACGGACUUCAUCAGCCAUCCUGCCGAGGGCGAGUGGCAGAAAAUCCCUCCACUUCGAGUGCUGAGCUUUGACAUAGAGUGUGCUGGCAGAAAGGGUAUUUUUCCAGAGGCUGACAAGGACCCUGUGAUACAGAUUGCUAACAUGGUGCUGCAACAGGGUGAAAAGGACCCCUUCAUCCGUAAUGUGUUCACCCUUCGGUCUUGCGCCGGCAUCGUGGGCUCACAGGUCCUGUGCUUUGAGAAGGAAAACGAGCUGCUGAAGGCUUGGUCAGAGUUUGUCCGAGUGGCUGAUCCUGAUAUAAUUACUGGGUACAACAUUCAGAACUUUGACUUGCCAUACUUGAUCAACCGGGCGCAAGCACUCAAGGUGACAACAUUCCCAUUCCUGGGUCGUAUUCCUAGCAUUAAAUCUAUAAUCCGAGAUUCUUCGUUUCAGUCUCGGCAAAUGGGCCGUAGAGAGAAUAAAGUGAUCAACAUAGAAGGAAGAGUGCAGUUUGAUCUCCUACAGGUGUUAUUACGAGAUUACAAACUGCGAUCGUACACACUCAACGCAGUAAGUUUCCACUUCCUGCAGGAGCAGAAGGAAGACGUUCAGCACUCAAUCAUCUCAGACCUGCAGAAUGGUAAUGAGCAAACACGAAGACGAUUGGCUGUCUACUGCCUGAAGGAUGCCUACUUGCCCUUGCGGCUAUUGGAGAAGUUGAUGUGUGUCAUUAACUACAUGGAAAUGGCCAGAGUGACGGGCGUCCCCCUCCCCUAUCUCCUCUCACGAGGACAGCAAAUCAAAGUGGUCUCUCAGUUGCUCCGACAGGCAAUGAAACACGACCUGGUGAUGCCUGUGGUCAAAACAGAAGGUGGAGAGGACUACACUGGUGCCACUGUCAUCGAGCCAGUUAAAGGGUAUUAUGAUGUCCCUAUUGCAACCCUGGAUUUUUCCUCCCUAUAUCCAUCUAUAAUGAUGGCACAUAACCUCUGUUACACCACCCUGCUGAAGCCAGGUGCUGUAGAGAAAUACAAUUUUUCUUCAGAUCAGUUCAUUAAGACUCCGACAGGUGACCAAUUUGUCAAAGCUUCAGUGCGAAAGGGUUUACUUCCAGAAAUCUUGGAAAACCUUCUGUCUGCAAGGAAGAAGGCAAAGGCAGAACUAAAGAAAGAGACGGACCCAUUCAAACAAAAAGUUCUUGAUGGUCGUCAACUCGCCCUGAAAGUGAGCGCAAAUUCGGUGUAUGGGUUCACUGGAGCACAAGUUGGCAAGCUGCCUUGUCUGGAAAUAUCACAGAGUGUUACCGGAUUUGGCCGACAAAUGAUUGAAAAAACAAAACAGCUGGUUGAAUCAAAGUACACUAUCCCAAAUGGCUACAAAGCAGAUGCUAAGGUCAUUUAUGGUGACACAGAUUCUGUGAUGUGUAAACUAGGAACAGAGACAGUGGAGGAAAGCAUGACAUUGGGUCGUGAGGCAGCUGAGUGGGUCUCCAGCCACUUUAUUCCUCCUAUUAAACUGGAGUUUGAAAAGGUAUAUUUCCCAUAUCUGCUGAUCAACAAGAAACGCUACGCUGGUUUAUACUUUUCCUCCAACCCAAAUAACCAUGAUAAGAUGGAUUGCAAGGGUAUAGAGACGGUGAGAAGGGAUAAUUGUCCACUGGUAGCCAACCUCAUCAAUACCUGUCUUCAGAAGAUUUUAAUUGACAGGGAUCCAACAGGAGCAGUGGAACAUGCAAAGGAAGUUAUCUCCGAUUUGUUGUGCAAUCGGAUUGACACCUCACAGCUUGUGAUUACAAAGGAGCUCACGAGGACGGCUGAUGAGUAUGCAGGGAAGCAAGCCCAUGUGGAGUUAGCAGAAAGGAUGCGAAAACGAGAUGCAGGCAGUGCACCUAAUCUUGGAGACCGAGUGCCCUAUGUUAUCAUCAGUGCUGCAAAAGGUGCAGCGGCCUACAUGAAGUCUGAGGAUCCAAUCUAUGUCCUGGAGAACAACAUUCCAAUUGAUACGCAAUAUUAUCUGGAGCAGCAACUUGCAAAACCGCUCCUGAGAAUCUUCGAACCCAUCUUGGGAGAGGCCAAGGCAGAAGCUGUGCUCCUAAAGGGAGAACACACGAGAUGCAAGACUGUACUGACAUCAAAGGUGGGAGGGCUCAUGGCCUUUGCGAAGAAAAGAAGCACAUGCAUAGGGUGUAAAGCUGUGCUGAAUGAUGACAGUGCUGUUUGCAGUUACUGUAAGUCUCACCAGUCAGAGCUGUACCAGAAAGAGAUAUCUCAGCUGAAGCUGCUGGAGGAGAAGUUUUCACGUUUGUGGACACAGUGCCAGCGGUGUCAGGGUAGUCUGCACGAGGACGUGCUUUGUACCAGUCGGGACUGCCCUAUAUUCUACAUGCGGAAAAAAGUGCAGAAGGACCUUGGUGACCAGGAGAAAGUGAUGAUGCGAUUUGGACCCCCGACCUGGUGAUUACAGGAGCAAGAAACCAGGAGGUGUUGGGGGAUGCGUGGGGCGAGGCUGUUUUUAAAAUAAAUGAAUGGAAAGGUUUCUUCACAGGAUUCAGAAACUAAUUUUUUCUGCCCACUGACCACAUGUUACUGCCACGUGGAGAGAAGCUUAUUAAAUGUGAAAUUCUAAGCUGCAGGUUUGCUUUUAUCUCCUAGUUGUGAACAUCUUUCAAAUUGAGUAGGUACCCUUUCAAGGCCUGACUUCUUAAACUCAGCAUCUGAAGUAACUCAGGAACCUCUAUAUCAAAAGCAAGUGUGCGGUUUUUUAACCCUAAAUACGGUUUGUCAGACCUUUGGGGAAAGGGAGGAAUGGGCAAAGGAAGAAAAUGUUCGAAUAAAGAGUGCUGAAUUUUCAGAAGCCUUGUGAUAGAUCACAAAUUGUGAAUGAUUCAUUGGCUGUUUUACAAAAUAUGCCAUUGCAGAUGAGACAUUGUUUUGUACACUAAAGGAUGACCUUUGGGUUACCAAUGUGCCAAAUCUACCGCUGUUACAAAAAGCUGAGAGAUAUUUUUGAUACCUACUUCAUUAGUUGAAUUACUGACCAGUGGAUUGAUUGAAGUGCACAUGAUCUGAAUGAAUGGGUGAAAUUAAGUGUUAAUGAGGUGGUGUAUUUUUGUGUUAUUCUUAGAAAUCUUUCUUAGAUCUGCCAGGCCAAUUCGACGAAAUUGUCCACUGCAUCAGUACUUUGUUCAGUAGCUUCAGGGAUAUUUGAAUCUAUUUUGAUAAGCUGGAAGAUUUUCUCCCAUUCCAAUCAUUUGAUACAUUGCUACGUGCUGCUGACCAUCUCCUUUGUGCUUGUUAGGCAGCUGGAGUUGAAGGCAGCUUAUAGGGUUUGAGGGUAGGAUGCACCAAUGGGUGCAGCAUGUGUGUUCAUGAUUAGCUUACGGAGGAGAGUAAGAGUCGAGUGAGGAUUGAGAAGUUGCACUUGAAAUUGGGAACUCGGUUGAGGCACUGCGAUACAUUGUGUUAUGUUCUCUAACCAAUAAAAGUAAACCAUGCCCAUUCUUCUGGGUGUACCAGUAAACCACCUGGUGUGUGUAUGUGGAGCAGGAAAAACCAUUAGAAUUCAGCUUUAAAUAUUCCCCAGGUGGCAUGCUUUUUCUCGUAGUUAUAUUUUUUAAGCUCGCUGUCCCAUCAGAAUCUUUCGCAGUAACAGCCAGUGAAACCCGGGUCAUAAUUUGCCCUUGAACUAGUUGGCAAACGGAAUUUUUUUGGACAGCCAAUCUGUGGGAUCAGCUCUCUCUGUAGCCAGCUUUUCCACUGGUGGGAAAGUGCUGAGGCUGCAUUCAAUUUGUGUUGUUUUGGCUUUAGAAGGAACUUGAUAAUGGAUCUCUUAUUGGAUUGGAAGAGGAAUGGUUAUCAAAUGUGUUUAUCUCCUGAUUCCGCCUUUUCUGUAGCCAGUGGUUCAGGAUACAGUUCCAAUCAUCGGCACCAUUCUGGUACCUCCCCAAGUAAUUGGUCUUUGUGUGUGUUGUGUGGGCAGUGAUUCAUGUUGGGCUGCUCAAGAAUGAACACCCAUCCCAGUUAAACUUGACCUUUCAUCACCUGGCAUCCAGGUAUGGAAUUCCAACUGGGAUUUAUCAACAGAUAGCGAUCAGCAAAACAAACCUGGGCAAAUUUACCUCCGCCAACACCCAAGUCUCAAUAUUCUCAUUUCUAUUCUUGCUAAAUUGGCCAACAAAAUAAACCAAGGAUCAAAACUCAGGUCUCCCUGGUCUGUUUUGAUUUGGUGCUACAUCAGCUGGUGCAUUUACCUACUAAACUAUUUGAAAUUCCACCAUUCAACCACAUCCCAAGUUUUCAAUUGCAGUGUUCUUUAUGGCAUGGGUACGAUGGUCGUCAUUUUCUUAUUCACUGACAUGAAGCCAGUCCGUGUGGAAUUUAUUUGGUAUUUCACGCAAGUAUGACUUUGUACUAUAUAUUUCUAUAUAACCAUAUGUUUUUUGAGCAACGAUUUUUGUAUCUUGAGAAAUAAAAGUGUUAACUUGUUAUUAAACAGUCAUGUUCUUGUA